This is a messenger RNA of Parasteatoda tepidariorum (common house spider), 3841 nucleotides long. RefSeq names its product CDK5 and ABL1 enzyme substrate 2. NCBI's taxonomy places the organism in Eukaryota, Metazoa, Arthropoda, Arachnida, Araneae, Theridiidae. Gene Ontology annotation, biological process: regulation of cell cycle. The record is from RefSeq and is a predicted model, not a curated record.
UUCGCCUGCCCUGGAACUAUUUCUUCGACUGCAGAUUUUCACUUUCUGUCAUUCUUCCACAGCUAUUCAGGUAAGCUACGGAAGUGAAAUUUUAAGCAUUGAUGCGUGAGUGUGUUAUGAGCACUAUUAGCAAAAGGCAAAAAUCUCGUCGCCGAUUAGCUGCAUACAGCUUUUUGUCAAACAUCUCUUUAGAUGGCACGCAUCGUGACACUAAAAUAGGAAUUUAUAAUUUGAGCUUGCAAACUGAUUUCCUAAAAUACAGCUCAGAAUCACCGAAAAGUAUCAAUUCCGGUAGUCAGAAUAGUGCCAAGAAACACGUUUCUGUGAAAACUGAUCCUCAAAAUGACCGGCUUAAUCGGAUUGCAAUUAGCGAAGAGAAAUUGCAAGCUUACGGACCACAAAGUUCUACUAGUCCCAGAGAAAGAGUCCACAGUUUUGUUUCUGAGACGAAAUCCAAAUUCUUGAACACUAAAAGAAAGCCUGUUCUUCAUGAACGAUCUCAAGUUCAAUACAAUAGCGUUGAAAGUUUAGGUCUAUGCAGUAGACAUACAUCUUCAACUUUGUCUGAUGGAUCUUGUUCUGGUCUAGAAGUGAGAUUUUAUAAAUCUCUUAGAAAUGUUCAAGAUGACAGAGUUGUUCUAUUAUCAUCGAAUAAAGUUCCUUACCUUAUUUUUUCUUGCCUGCCAUAUGUUCGACAAGCCAAUUCUAGAGCUGAUAACAAACAAGAAAAUAUCCGUCGGCGCCAGGCCUCUGGAAAUCGACCCCUAUCUGCAAUAAAUGAUGAGGCAGAUCCAUUAAAUUUAUUAGCAGCCUUGGGGUACCGUCUCUAUGAUGGACAAGAAGUUUCGUAUAGUGGCCUUCUUUCAUCAUUUCAAAGCAACGCACAAGUCAAAUAUAAAAUCCGUGACACUGAUCAUUUAUCUAUUCCUUGCCCUCAUAUGAGUCGUUGUCAUUCCUUUGAUCCAGCUAUCUCUAAUGUACAUUAUUCCAAGAUGUCUAGUUCUCCUCCUUGUGGCUUUGACAGAGCUAUGGAUUGGUCUGAAUCAAAAUUUUGUCACCAUACUUGUCUUGUAACAUACACACCAAAUUUAUUAGAUGAUCCUGAACUUGUGACAGGGAAGCACAGUACUGUUCUCACCUUUUCAUCUUACAUAUCAUCAAUCAUUGAUUAUGUUAAACCAUCUGAUCUCAAAAAAGAAUUGAAUGAAAAAUUUAAAGAAAGAUUUCCCCAGAUACACCUUACUUUAAGUAAAUUAAGAAGCUUGAAACGAGAAAUGUUAAAAAUUACACAUCAUGAAUGUGGAAUUGAUCUCCUUACAGUAGCACAAGCAUAUGUAUUUUUUGAAAAGCUGAUACUAAAGAUGCUGAUCAAUAAGCAUAAUCGAAAACCUUGUGCUGCAGCCUGUCUCCUUUUAUCAGCCAAACUAAAUGAUGUGAAGGGAAAUGAUCUGAAGAAUUUAAUUGAAAGAAUGGAAAGUGGUUUCAGAUUAAAUCACAGAGAACUAAUAUCUUGUGAAUUUGGGGUUCUAGUGGCUCUUGAAUUCUCUCUACAUCUACCCACUUGGGAAAUUUUCCCGCACUACCAAAGACUUCUCUAUGAAUCUUAAAAUCUUAUGCUAUGUUCUGUUGCAGUGCAACCAGUUAUAAUUUUCAUUUGUAUACAGCAUUAUCAGUGUCAUUAAUUCUGUGAUUUUUAAAAAUGUACCCAAUAGCUGGGAGUUCUAAGAACAAACAGCUAUGGGUGAACAUUUAUUUAUUUUUAUUGUGAUGUUUAUAUAUUUGUUUUGUUUAAAAUGGAUAUAAUUAACAAAAUAAAAUUUUCUCCAAAAUAUAUGAAAUAAUUUUCAAAUGAUAACUGUAACUAUCAAAAUAAAGCAAAUUGGGUGUAAUUUUGAAUAAUUAAUUUGUUUUAUUUUUAAGAGUGCUAUAUUACACGUGAAUAAAAAGAACUUUAAAGAUAGAUUUAACUUUUUAAAUAAAAUUAGCACUUUACAAAUGGUAGCUGUAGCAAGUCUAAAUUAUUGUGGUUUGUUAGGAAUGUGUAAACUUUUUGAACCUUAAAAAUUUUCUCUCACAUGAUUUCUUAUAAAUUAAGAUUAAAAAUUAAGUUGACUUUAAAAUUAAAUGUGUUUGUGAAGUUCUUUAUAAAGGACAUAUAUUUUCUAGUCUCCUUUUUUAUUAAAAUGCACAUUUGUGAUAGUGGCAAAUUACUACAGUAUUUUGUUUUAAAAGUGCAAGCUAUUGCUAUAUGUUUGUGUUACAAUUAAAAUUAUGUGAUACAAUUACUAUAAUUAUGAUGCCUACUCCUGACAAAUUCUGUAUGCCAGAAUGGGUGUUAAUUAUUUUUGAUAUGUUAAAUGAGAAUAGGGUAUACUUUGUAACUUAUGAAUAAAGGAAAAUAACAUGAAUAAAACACAAAUAAAGAUAUAAAAAUGGGCAUACUAUAGGUUUGGUUUUAUAAACAAGAACCUUCCUUGUCCUAACACAAAAUAGUUUUUUGCGUUGAAACACUGGGGGAGUUUCUUAUUUAUAGAAUUGAAAUUAUUGAAUAACUUUUUAAGUAAAAUUGAAAUAAAAUUAAAUUAAUAAAUACCUAUUUCUGUAUCUUUAUUUGUGGUUUAUUCACAUUUGAUUGUGACCGUUUAAAACAUCAGUUUUUUGGACUGAUAGAGCUUUAUACUAACGUCUUUAAGUUUUAAUGUUAAUGAAAAUUAGGAAAAUGUUAAAUAGAAAUUAUAAGAUGAAUGAAAUGUCAGCUAUAAAAGACGAAUUUUAAAGUAAAUGAAUAUUAGCAUUUAAUACAAAAUCUGUUAAUUGAAUUUUAUUAUUAAAAGUAAUUUUAACAAAAAUUAGGAUUAAGCUAUUUUUCCAAAAUAUUUAGUUCACAUCUUUAAAUGUUAGAAAUAGGUUUAGCAAAGCAAAGAAUAUUAAAAUUUUUACAUAAUGAAAAUAUCACUUAAGCAAUAUUUUAGAAAUAGUGUUUAAAAUUAUUAAGGCAAGUGUGAUAUAUAUGCACAACUAGUGAUAAUGCUUAGAAUAAUGGUGAUGCAUUUUGUGAUUUUUAUAACCUAAAUAUUUUUCAUUUCUGACAUUCCAGUGUUAUUUUUAAAAUUGCAAAAAAACAUUUUAUCAAAUGAAUGGAUUAUCAAGUUUUUAAAAAUAUUAUCUUCUCUAGUUCAUUAUUGAUAAGUUCUCAUAAUUUUCAUAACCAUAAUAAUUAGAGAUAUUUACAAUAAAUAGUAAACAUAACCAAUAAAAUUUAACUCAGGACAAUUUAAUCUUUUUCUUUAAAAAAUAGUUGUACAAAAAAGUGUACUAGCCUUAUUAAUCAGGUACAUGCUUCUUACUCAUGAAAAAAUUACAUUUAAUCGAUACAAACAUGAAUACUGAUUGAAGAUUAAUUUAAAUUUCAACUAGUAAGGAUAUGCAAAAUUUUUUAAAAAGUUAUAAAAGGAAAACUUAUAAGUACAGUUGAAGUAAAAGUGCAACAUGCAUAUUUAUCAAGUCUAUUCAUUUGAUUAAGAGUAUUUUUUUGCUGCCUACAUAAUUUAUGUAUGUGAAAUUUUAUUUGUGUACUUAAUUGUUUAUUUUAGGAAAUAAACAUUUUUAAAGAACAAACUGUUUAUGUUUGAUUAAUGGUUGUAAAUAAUAAAAAUAGUAUAUUCUUUUAUUAGAGAAUAUAUUUUAGAAUGUGCUAUUUGUUUAAAAUGUGAAAUAGUAAAAUGUACUUAUUGUUUCAUCUGUGUCUUCAGUUGUUUGUGAUGUAUUUGGCUAUAGUAUCUUUGUUUUGACAUGUAAAAUAUUUUCUUAUAUUAAUAAAAGUAAUUUUUUUACUAAAAAA